UGUUUUUUUUGUCUUAGUUUUUUUUUUGUUUCUUGUUGUUGUGUAUUUGUGAGAGCUUAGAUGUGACAUCCUUAAAAAACAUCUGGAUGUGAAUUAGGCAAACUGUAAAAUUAAUAUGCGGACAAAUAAAAAGGAAGGGAGCACUGGAGAACGUUCCAGGAAAAGUCUCAUGCCGCACUCCACUCCACGUUGCCGCGUACACUGGUCAACCGUCAAAAGCACUAAAUAAAUUAGUACCGAUGAUCAACCCUUAAUCCCCCUUUGUUAUAAUUAUCAAGUUGUAGUACUUCCAACUCUAAUCAGCUCGAGGCUUGGAUACUUGGAAUCCAAGAAAGCAGCAGGAUUAUUUAACAGCCUCGGAUCAGAGCCUCCGCACGGUUCAGAAUCCUCAGCUGAGCUCCGCGAGAGAAGAACCAGACAUGGCUUCCAGCUCCAACAACUCCCCAUCAUUCAAGAUCAUACUCGGGUCGUCGUCCCCGGCGCGCCGCGCGAUCCUGUCAGACAUGGGAUACGAGUUCGCCACCAUGAGCGCUGACAUCGACGAGAGGGCCAUCAGGAGGGAGAAGCCGGAGGAGCUGGUCAAGGCCUUGGCCGAAGCCAAGGCCGACGCCAUUAAACUGAAUCUGGUCGACGGCUGUGCUGAUCGAGACAUCAGAGAUCCGCCUACCCUUCUGAUCACUUCGGACCAGGUUGUGGUGAGUAAAGGGGUGAUAAGGGAGAGGCCGAGGAGCAUGGAAGAAGCCAGGGAAUUCAUCAAGGCGUACUCGGGUGAUCGAGCAUUGGCAGUGAACUACGUUCUCCUGACCAACCUGAGCACCGGCGCUACAAAAGGGGGUUGGGAUAUACCCGAGAUCUGUUUCCACCACAUACCUGUCGAGUUCAUCGAGGAAGUCGUGAAGGAAGGAGACAUGACCUGCGUGGCCGGGGGGCUCAAGCUGACGCAUCCAUCGGUGCUGCCCUUCAUCAAGGAACUGGUCGGUACGGCGGACGGUGUCCGAGGGCUUCCGAGGGAGCUCACGGAGAAGCUCAUUAGAGAAUCGCUGGAAGUGAAUUCCUAGCUGGAUUGUAUUUUUCGAACAAGCUGUCUCGAGUUUGCUGUAAAAGGACUACUGUUUUAUCGUGCACUAGUUAUGACGAGCAUGAUCGAGGUGUAAUGUAACUUAAACCCGUUUCUUUUAUGUAGUACUACUACUAGCCAACAAUCACUCAGACCGAAACCCCAAUCCAUGACGAU
This is a messenger RNA of Aegilops tauschii subsp. strangulata, 1234 nucleotides long. RefSeq lists its product as uncharacterized. The record is from RefSeq and is a predicted model, not a curated record. Lineage: Eukaryota; Viridiplantae; Streptophyta; Magnoliopsida; Poales; Poaceae. Gene Ontology annotation, molecular function: nucleoside triphosphate diphosphatase activity.